GCCGAGUGCCCGGGCGGCCUCCGCCGGGUGACCGUAGCGACCGGGCCGGGGCGGCCGCCGAGGGCCGGUCCGCUGCCGGCCUGCUGAGCUCGGCAACAAGUGAAAAAAGCCCCGGUGUUGCAACACGGGCCGCAAAGCGAAACUCGGGGCUGGAUGUUUUUCGCUCGGCGUGAAAUGAGCGAAAGGAUCGCGGCGCGUAGUUUCUUUCGACCAGCCCUCCAAAAAUCCUCCGCCGCGCUUCAGCCUUGCCCCUUCUCCCCGCCUUGAAGUGCACAAGGGAAAUCCUGUGACAUUUCAUGGGCAGACAGAUCGCUCCGAUAAGCUCGGAGCACUCGCAUCUAUGGAGCUGUACUGAAAGAGCAGUCCAUUGUACCAGCCCACCCAAUGGCUCCUCCUAGUCCCAGCACCACCAGCAGUAAUAACAACAGUAGUAGCAGCAGCAACUCAGGAUGGGAUCAAUUAAGUAAAACAAACCUUUACAUCAGAGCACUGCCUCCAAACACCACUGAUCAGGACCUGGUAAAAUUAUGCCAACCGUAUGGGAAAAUUGUAUCCACAAAGGCUAUUUUGGAUAAAACAACAAACAAAUGCAAAGGUUAUGGUUUUGUUGACUUUGACAGCCCGGCAGCUGCUCAGAAGGCGGUUUCCGCUUUAAAGGCUAGCGGAGUCCAAGCACAGAUGGCAAAGCAACAAGAACAAGACCCGACUAACUUAUACAUUUCCAAUUUGCCACUUUCAAUGGAUGAGCAGGAGCUUGAGAACAUGCUGAAACCAUUUGGGCAGGUUAUCUCUACGAGGAUACUGCGGGACUCGAGUGGGACAAGCCGUGGUGUUGGCUUUGCAAGGAUGGAGUCAACAGAAAAAUGUGAAGCAGUGAUUGCUCAUUUUAAUGGAAAAUUCAUAAAGACACCAGCAGGAGUUUCUGUUCCUGCAGAACCUUUAUUGUGCAAGUUUGCCGAUGGAGGGCAGAAAAAGAGACAGAAUCAGAAUAAAUAUAUACAGAAUGGAAGAGCAUGGCACAGAGAAGGCGAGGUGAGACUUGCUGGAAUGACACUCACGUAUGAUCCAACCACAGCUGCUUUACAAAAUGGAUUUUAUCCGUCACCCUACAGUAUUACAGCAAACAGAAUGAUCACUCAGACAUCUAUUACGCCAUAUAUUGCUUCUCCAGUUUCCACAUACCAGGUUCAAAGUCCUUCUUGGAUGCAGCCUCAACCAUAUAUAAUGCAGCACCCAGGUGCUGUGCUGACUCCCUCCAUGGACCACACCAUGUCACUACAGCCUGCGUCGAUGAUAAGCCCUCUGACACAGCAGAUGAGUCAUCUUUCAUUAGGCAGUACUGGAACAUACAUGCCAGCCACAACAGCUAUGCAAGGAGCCUACAUACCCCAAUAUACACAUGUCCAGACAGCAGCAGUUCCUGUUGAGGAAGCCAGUGGUCAACAACAGGUUACAGUAGAGACGUCCAGUGACCAUUCUCCGUAUACGUAUCAGCAGAAUAAGUAACUGUGAGAUGUCCAGUGUUGACCUGGCCUGGAGAAGGGUGCAAAGGCUGAAACAAUCAUGGAUUUUACUGAUCAAUUGUGCUUUAGGAAUUAUUGACAGUUUUGCACAGGUUCUUGAAAAUGUUAUUUAUAAUGAAAUCAACUAAAACUAUUUUUGCUAUAAGUUCUAUAAGGUGCAUAAGAAAAACCUUAAAUUCAUCUAGUAGCUGUUCCCAUGAACAGGUUUAUUUUAGUAAAAAAAAAAAAUUUUUAUCAAGUGUUAUGACGCAAAAAAAAUAUUCAAAUUUCUGGGUAUGCACAGAUGACCACGAAGACUUAUUCACGUGCAUGACAGAAUUUGUGUUUUGGUUUAUUUUUAUUUUGUUUGUUUUUUUUUUUUUUUAAAUUGUAUUAAAUGGGUUUUCUGAAGUUUAAAAUAGUAAAACAUCUAAGAUGAUGUUCUGUGCUUGCAGUGUGUGAGUGUUGCUUUAGUGCAGUGUUGCAGUUAUAGUGUCUGGUCUUUUAGCUUUCUGUUUUUCUUUUAAUGUAGUGUGAAGUGUCUUAUCCUUUUCUAUAAAUUCCAAUUUGCCUUAAAUCUUUCAAUGCUGUAGCUGUUUCAGUAAGUAGUCCAAACUAAUGGUGUAGAAUGCUUUGACCAAAUGAGCUGGUCUAUUAUGCCUUGUAAAACAGCAGCAUAGGGCUUUUAAAGGUAGUCAAUAAAAAUUGCUGAAAAUUUGGCUUUUUUAA
Messenger RNA from Harpia harpyja (harpy eagle), 2231 nucleotides. RefSeq names its product RNA binding motif single stranded interacting protein 1 (gene RBMS1). The record is from RefSeq and is a predicted model, not a curated record. The coding region runs from base 385 to 1506 and encodes 373 amino acids. NCBI's taxonomy places the organism in Eukaryota, Metazoa, Chordata, Aves, Accipitriformes, Accipitridae. Gene Ontology annotation, cellular component: ribonucleoprotein complex; nucleus; cytosol. The transcript has 14 exons. Gene Ontology annotation, molecular function: poly(U) RNA binding; mRNA 3'-UTR binding; poly(A) binding.